Messenger RNA from Danio aesculapii, 480 nucleotides. RefSeq names its product complexin 4a (gene cplx4a). NCBI's taxonomy places the organism in Eukaryota, Metazoa, Chordata, Actinopteri, Cypriniformes, Danionidae. Gene Ontology annotation, biological process: synaptic vesicle exocytosis; regulation of neurotransmitter secretion; neurotransmitter transport. The coding region runs from base 1 to 480 and encodes 159 amino acids. The record is from RefSeq and is a predicted model, not a curated record. The transcript has 3 exons. Gene Ontology annotation, molecular function: syntaxin binding. Gene Ontology annotation, cellular component: SNARE complex; terminal bouton.
AUGGCAUUUUUAAUCAAAAGUAUGGUGGGAAACCCAUUGAAAGGAAUGGGACUUGGAGGAGGAGAUGAGAAGGCUGAAGAGGAGACCCCUAAAGACCCUGCGGCCGCCGCCGGGAUGACUCGAGAAGAAUAUGAGGAGUACCAGAAACAACUUGUGGAGGAGAAAAUGGAAAGAGAUGCAGAUUUCUUGCACAAGAAAGCAGAGAGAGCGACUCUGAGGGUUUGCCUAAGAGAAAAAUACAGACUUCCUAAAAGCGAGCAGGACGAGAACAUGCUGCAGAUGGCCGGAGACGACGUGGACGUUCCCGAAGAGCUGCUGAAGAUGGUGGACGAAGAUGCCACAGAAGAAGAGGAGAAGGACUCCAUCAUGGGCCAGAUUCAGAAUCUACAAAACAUGGACAUGGAUCAGAUCAAAGAGAAAGCCAGCGCUACAUUGACAGAGAUGAAGUCCAAGGCUGAGGAGAAAUGUUCUGUCAUGUAG